Molecule: messenger RNA, 801 nt
Organism: Jatropha curcas
Lineage: Eukaryota; Viridiplantae; Streptophyta; Magnoliopsida; Malpighiales; Euphorbiaceae
Source: RefSeq, a predicted model, not a curated record
AUGUCAAAAGAGAGAAACGAGGCUUUGCGUAUAGAAUGUGCUAAGUUAACAAAUGAAGUGGUUGGAAAUAUUUUAUCUGGCAGUCCUUUGCUUGAAUCGUUAGAACUGGGCAUCUUCUUUAACGAUGGGUUUGAUCAUCUGCAUAUUGAUUCAAAACGUUUGAAAAGGUUGGCUUUAAAUCCUUUUGAUCCUAAAGACAGAGAGCAAUAUGUGCUUAAAAUUUCAGUCUGCCCUACUCUUGAUUUUGAUAUAGAUGACGAGCACAAUGAUGUCGAGCAUCUUUUUAACCAGGUUAUGCAUGUUAAGGAGCUAAAAAUGGGGACUUGGUCUCUGCAGACCAAAUGCUUAACAAUAGAUGCUUCCAAAUUUGACUUGGACCUCCAUGGGAUUGUAAGGUUACUUCGAAUUUCACCUGAGCUAGAGAAAUUAGUCACAAAGUUCUGCGAUGGCAGAUGUGAGCAGUAUUUAUGUGAUUAUGAUGACCUGGACUCCUAUGAAGUAGCAGAGUGCUAUUUGAUGUUACAGAAGACAGUUUUCACUUGUUUGUCAUCGCAUCUGAAGACUGUUGAGAUCAUUGGCCUUAAUGCAAGCGUUGAUGGGUAUGAACUUGUACUAAAUUUUGUGGAGUUUUUGCUUAAGAAUGCAGGAGUAUUGGAGAAGCUCAUCAUAUAUGAUGCUGAACAUCCGCAUGUUACACAUACAUUAGAUUUUGUGCUUGAAGUUUCUCAAAAAUUGUUAAGCUUCCAGAGAGCUUCACCUCAUGCCAUGAUUAUUUUGUUUCCCAAGUGAUGUUUGAUAGUU